CGCGGGACGCCAGGUCCGGCCCGGAGCGAGGGGCGGGGGCCCGGGAGUGGGCGGGGGCCGCCGGGUCGGUGGGAACCUGCGCCGAGCGGCCGGGAUGAGCCAUGGCAUCGGUCAAGGUGGCCGUGAGGGUCCGGCCCCUGAAUCGCAGGGAGAAGGACUUAGAAGCCAAAUUCAUUAUUCAAAUGGAGAAAAGCAAAACAACAAUCACAAAUUUAAAGAUACCAGAAGGAGGGACUGGUGACUCGGGCAGAGAAAGGACCAAGACCUUCACCUAUGACUUUUCCUUUUAUUCCGCUGAUACAAAAAGUCCAGAUUAUGUUUCGCAAGAAAUGGUUUUCAAAACCCUUGGCACAGAUGUCGUGAAGUCUGCAUUUGAAGGUUAUAAUGCUUGUGUCUUUGCAUAUGGGCAAACUGGAUCGGGAAAGUCAUACACUAUGAUGGGAAAUUCUGGGGAUUCUGGCUUAAUACCGCGAAUCUGUGAAGGGCUCUUCAGUCAGAUAAAUGAAACCACCAGAUGGGAUGAAGCAUCUUUUCGAACUGAAGUCAGCUACUUAGAAAUUUAUAAUGAACGUGUCAGAGAUUUACUUAGACGGAAGUCAUCAAAAACCUUCAAUUUAAGAGUUCGUGAGCACCCAAAAGAAGGUCCUUAUGUUGAAGACUUAUCCAAACAUUUAGUACAGAAUUAUGGUGAUGUUGAAGAACUUAUGGAUGCAGGAAAUAUCAAUCGUACCACAGCAGCAACUGGGAUGAAUGAUGUUAGUAGCAGGUCGCAUGCCAUCUUCACCAUCAAGUUCACUCAGGCCAAAUUUGAUUCUGAAAUGCCAUGUGAGACUGUGAGUAAGAUCCACUUGGUGGAUCUUGCGGGAAGUGAGCGUGCGGAUGCUACCGGUGCCACUGGGGUUCGACUGAAGGAAGGGGGCAACAUUAACAAGUCCCUCGUGACUCUGGGAAAUGUCAUUUCUGCCUUAGCUGAUUUAUCUCAGGAUGCAGCAAACCCUCUUGUAAAGAAGAAGCAAGUUUUUGUGCCUUACAGGGAUUCUGUUUUGACUUGGUUAUUAAAAGAUAGCCUUGGAGGAAACUCUAAAACUAUCAUGAUUGCCACCAUUUCACCUGCUGAUGUCAAUUAUGGAGAAACCCUAAGCACUCUUCGCUAUGCAAAUAGAGCCAAAAACAUCAUCAACAAGCCCACCAUUAACGAGGAUGCCAACGUCAAGCUUAUCCGUGAGCUGCGAGCGGAAAUAGCCAGACUGAAAAUGCUGCUUGCUCAAGGGAAUCAGAUUGCCCUCCUGGACUCCCCUACCGCCUUAAGUAUGGAAGAAAAACUUCAGCAGAAUGAAGCCAGAGUUCAAGAAUUAACCAAGGAAUGGACAAAUAAGUGGAAUGAGACCCAAAAUAUUUUGAAAGAACAAACUCUAGCCCUUAGGAAAGAAGGGAUUGGAGUUGUUUUGGAUUCUGAGCUGCCUCAUUUGAUUGGCAUUGAUGAUGACCUUCUUAGUACUGGAAUCAUCUUGUACCACUUGAAGGAAGGUCAGACAUACGUUGGUAGAGAAGAUGCUUCAACAGAACAAGAUAUUGUUCUUCAUGGUUUGGACUUGGAGAGUGAGCACUGCAUCUUCGAGAAUGCGGGGGGCACUGUGACUCUGAUCCCCUUGAGUGGGUCUCAGUGCUCUGUGAAUGGUGUUCAGAUCACGGAGGCCACACACCUAAAUCAAGGUGCUGUGAUACUUUUGGGAAGAACCAAUAUGUUCCGCUUCAACCACCCAAAGGAGGCAGCCAAACUCAGGGAGAAGAGGAAGAGUGGCCUUCUGUCCUCCUUCAGUCUGUCCAUGACUGACCUCUCCAAGUCCUGUGAGAACCUGUCCACGGUCAUGCUGUACAACCCUGGACUUGAAUUUGAGAGGCAACAACGAGAAGAACUUGAAAAAUUAGAAAGUAAAAGAAAGCUCAUAGAAGAGAUGGAAGAGAAGCAGAAGUCCGACAAGGCAGCGCUAGAGCGGAUGCAGCAGGAGGUGGAGACGCAGCGCAAGGAGACGGAGCUGGUCCAGCGCCAGAUCCGCAGGCAAGAGGAGAGCCUCAAGCGCCGCACGGUGCACAUCGAGAGCCGCCUCAAGGACCUGCUGGCCGAGAAGGAGAAGUUCCAGGAGGAGAGGCUGCGGGAGCAGCAGGGCGUGGAGCCGCAGAAGCCGCAGCACGAGGACCCGAGCUGCCCGCGCGUCUGCGACGAGCUCCAGCGGCUCCAGGAGCUCAACCGCACCGAGAAGACGGAGAAGCUCCAGAUCUUCCAGGAACUGGACCGGCUGCGCAGGGCGAAGGAGGAGCACUCGGCCCAGCUCGAGUGGGAGAAGCAGAGGCUGGAGGCGCAGGAGAAGGAGCAGGCGAUGCUCGUGGUGCACCUGGAGGACCAGCUCCGGGAGAAGCAGGAGCUGCUCCGGCUCCUGCAGCGGGGCGAGGUGCAGCGGGUAGAGGAGGAGAGGCGUGACCUGGAGGGCAUCCGGGAAGCCCUGCUGCGGGCCAAGGAGGCACGUGCCGAGGGCGAGGAGGACGGCGAGGAGGCGGCCCGCGCGCAGCUGCAGUUCCUGGAGUUCAAGAGAAGGCAGCUGGUCAAGCUGGCCAACCUGGAGAAGGAUCUGGUGGAGCAGAAGGACGUCCUGAGAAGGGAAGUCGAGGAAGAGCAGGGGUUCCUGGAGCGUCUCCAGCCCAGAAGUGAGGAGGAGUUUCGGGCAGUGGGGAGAAGCGAGGACGGGGGCACCAACGCCGUCCCCGCGGCCCCGGAGCACCGACUGCAGUGUAAGGAGCGCCAGCUGCAGCACCUCCUGCAGCAUCACUUGCCGACUCUGUUGGAAGAGAAGCAGAGGGCGCUGGAGGUCCUGGACAGAGGCCCCCUCAGCCUAGACAACACCCUGUAUCAAGUGGAGAAAGAAAUGGAAGAGAAGGAGGAACAGCUGGCCAAGUACCAGGCCAGCGCCAGCCAGCUCCAGAAGCUCCAGGCCACCUUUGAGUUCACCGCCAACCUGGCGCGGCAGGAGGAAAAGGUGAGGAGGAAGGAGAAAGAAAUCCUGGCGUCGCGGGAGAAGCAGCAGAGAGAAGCGCUGGAGCGCGCCGUGGCCAGGCUGGAGCAGCGCCACUCGGCCCUGCAGCGGAGCUGCGCCCUGGGCCCGGAGGUGGAGGAGCAGAGGCAGCGGCUGGCCUUGCUGCCCGGCGGCCACGGCGAGCAGACAGGACUCCAGGCCAGCCUGGAAGCCGAGCAGGAGGCCCUGCAGAAGGACCGGGAGAGGUUAGAACAUGAAAUACAGCAGCUGAAGCAGAGGAUCAGUGAGGUCGAUGUUGUUCAGAAAGAGCAUUGCGGAGCCUUAGAGGGGAAGAGCGCUGCUUCCAGUUUGUCAUCCAGUGCUGAAAAAUCUCAUCUGGGUUCUCUCAUGGAUGACAGGAUUAAUGCUUAUAUUGAAGAAGAAGUCCAAAGACGUCUUCAGGAUUUGCAUCGUGUGCUUGGUGACUAUAGUGAUAACUCCACAGAUAUGAUGAAGAAUAACGAGAAGCUUCACAAUGGCACCAUUCAACGAAAGCUAAAAUAUGAGCGGAUGGUUUCUCGCUCUCUGGGAGCAAAUCCAGACGACCUGAAGGAUCCAAUUAAAAUUAGUAUUCCACGCUACGUCCUCUGCGGGCAAGGGAAAGAUGAGCACUUCGAGUUUGAGGUCAAGAUUACUGUCCUAGAUGAGACAUGGACUGUAUUCAGGCGUUACAGUCGUUUUCGGGAAAUGCAUAAGACAUUGAAGUUAAAGUAUUCAGAGCUUGCUACCCUUGAAUUUCCGCCAAAGAAACUAUUUGGAAACAAGGAUGAACGGGUGAUUGCCGAGAGGAGAAGUCACUUAGAGAAAUACCUCAGAGACUUUUUCAGCGUGAUGCUUCAAUCUGUGACCUCUCCCCUUCACAUCAACAAAGUGGGCCUGACCCUGUCCAAGCACACCAUUUGUGAGUUCUCACCAUUCUUCAAGAAAGGAGUCUUUGACUACAGCAGUCAUGGAACUGGGUAGCGCCAGGGUGAUGGAGGAGCCACCAAUGCAGUGCCUUCCUGUCGACGCAGCCUCCAAGUGCAAGGCAGCCUCCGAGUCCUGGGCCAGGCCCGCCGCCUCCUGUUGCCGGCAGCCUCGAGCAGUUUGCCUGGACCACCUCGCCAGCUCAGACCUAGUGCCUGACUUUGCAACUGGGAUGCUUUGCUCGCUGAUGAGGACUUGGAUGGGUAACAGUUCCUACUCCAUUGCAGUUGAAUGUGGCCUUUUCCCCAUAGUGCUUCCUUCCUGUUGCACAGUGGAGCCCAUCCCCUGUGCCAGGAUGGAUGUGGCUUGAUUAUCCAGGCUCUCUGAGCCCAGCCAGCUUGAGACCUCCCAGAGUGGGUGGCUUACCAGACCUCCCUUAAAUGACUUUCAUCUGGUUUCUUCUUUCACUAAAAUGCACUCAGAAUUUUUUAUAUUCUUUCCAUGUGGCUGGCUUGAUCCCAAGAAAAGCAUUUUAAAUUAUUUCAUUGUAUUUUUUCUCCUCCUUUGAACCAGAACUUUUGUAUAAUACCUAAACUGUUGUUUACACAGAAUUUCACAUUCUGCAAAAGGGAUUUUCUGUUCAAUCAUGACUGGAGUCUUCCAAUCUCCACAAAUUGGAUGUCGGUUACAUCAUUUGAAACUUCUAUGAAUCCAUACUAAUAGGGUGUUUGUUUAAUCUUGAAUAUUUGAGAGAAUUUUUCCCAAAUAUAAAUGGCUACUGUGCAUUCUAAACUUUUUUCUGCUAAGCACAAAAUGAGCAUAUAGGUGAUUGCAUAUUUUUAGACAUUAUUUUCACAUUUUUGUUACAGAAUCAACUGGCUCUUUCGCUUAAAAACUAGUUUAUUGAGAUCCCUUAAAUUACUCAGGACUUAAUGUAGCAUUGCACCUCCAUGUACAGUGAAAUUGCUUUGUUUUACAAAAGAGAAAAAAAAUGUGAGCAGAAAAACACAUGGUAUAUAUUGAAAUGUAUAUAAUUCUACCUAUAGAUUUAUAUAUGUAUACAAUUGUAUAAUUGUAUCAAAAUAUGUAAUCAUUCACACCAAAUUUAUUAAAGGUAUUUGCUUUUCCAAAUUUAAAGUGAGCUGCUAUCAAUAUUAAAUGAAGUCCAGAAUCCUAUAUCUCAGUUUAAGUUUGUAAUACUGUCAUUUCUAGAAGUCUAUUAAAAAUGUAUCUAAUGUGCUUGGAAAGAAGCAUAAUGUAUAAUUCAGCUGCAUUUGUGUUGAGACGAUUCGGUUUCAGUAAUGACUGAAGUUCACAAGUGAAUGGGUAACAAAAUGUAUAUGUAUUCAAUCAUCUAAAAUAUGAUGGUUCAACAGAGCUCUCCAUCCUGAAAAAUAAGUAUAAAGAUGCAAUUAUCCCAAUAAGGGGGAAAUAUUAUCACACUAAUUAGAUACUAUAGUUUAGCAUGAAAAAAAUGAGGACUUUGUUUUAAUCUCUAUGGAAAGACUUGCUUUUUGUCUGCAGUCUUUAUUACAAGUAUGAGUAUAGAGGCAAUUACUACAAGAUAAUUUAAAAUUAGAGAUUAAAAAAGAUGAAAGCUGGAAGAUAAUAAUUAACCAUAGGUCAUCAAUUUAAAAGGAAUGUGAGUGCUAAGUGCUUGCUAAGUAAACGAAAUGGUAUUUCUUAACUGACAGUUAAUGUAUUCUCUGCCCUCUGGAUCAGAGGCCAGGCUUAUCACAAAAUUUCACUAAUAUCAACCCCAUGUAUAGUAGUAACUUGGCCAGAAUUGUGUUUGUGAAAAAUGCAGAAAUCCUAAGACUCGUGAUUCUAGUCCUCAGUUGAGGAGCAAUUUGUAUUUUGUUUGAGUUCAAGUUCAUCUGGCUCUGGCUGAAGCAGGCUGCUGUAGCAUAAAAGACUUUUCAUCUCCUGGAAACUGACUUAUCUGAAAAUAAAGCUCCUGUAAGAAAAAUCUACAGGUUCCAUUCUAAUCCACAGUUACAAGCAAAGGAAUAAACUUCAGAUGGUAUGUUAAUGUGAAACACCCAACUUCUCUACUAUUCCAAGGCAUUUUGAUUUUAAUAAAACCUGAGGAAAUGUUGAAAAGACCAUGAAAAGACCCAUCUAAACAAUUAAUUCAGUUCCUUUCUAGGAGGACGUUAAACUGAAGUAAAAUAUCACCACUAUGUGGAGAAAAAAAGGGAGAAAUGAAAAUAUUUGUAUUCUUCAGAACUGAUGUUGAAGGCUGCCCAGACAAAGAAGUCAACACAGAGAGAUUUCUGGAGUUCUAACUAGAAUAGGCAGGUUAUUCUUAGUAGAAAAAAAUAUUUGAAAUAUUUGCAGACUGGCAAGGGGUUGGGGUUCUGUCCAGAUCCUUGGUUGACACCUUGAAGAACAAAGAAACACAAAAUCAGUCAUGAAGAAGCAGGAUAAAGCCUGUGGCUUCUUUGUGGCUCAUCACUUUGCUUGCUGUUGCAGGAGUCUGAUUCAAAUCCGUGGUAUAUCAUAGAAAGAACUGGGUGAGAUACACAAAAUAGCCAGCAGAAGAAGGAUUUUGUAUUCAGUGGUUAUAUUCUGUAAAGUAGAGAUGGUCAAACUGAGGGCUCAAAGCCCAGGGAACUUAUACCAAGGCCUCUUUUCUUAUGACUUGGUUGGGGCUAUGCAGAGUGAUGUCAGAGUUGCAAACUGGGCACUUAGGGA
Sorex fumeus (smoky shrew) is the source of this 6671-nucleotide messenger RNA. RefSeq names its product kinesin family member 16B (gene KIF16B). The record is from RefSeq and is a predicted model, not a curated record. The transcript has 26 exons. Gene Ontology annotation, molecular function: ATP binding; microtubule binding; phosphatidylinositol binding. Bases 102 to 4031 code for a protein of 1309 amino acids. Lineage: Eukaryota; Metazoa; Chordata; Mammalia; Eulipotyphla; Soricidae. Gene Ontology annotation, biological process: microtubule-based movement.